CACGCCGAACUACACUGUUGCGUGUGAAGAGACAGGAUACAAAGGGAGAGUGUCUUGUUUUAUAAACGCAUUAGAUUUUUGUAUGUGCUAUAUCGUAAGUAUAUGAAUAGUUCUCCAAGUAAUUUUUCAAAUAAUAAAAUAUGGCUCCUCCAAAAAAAGGAGAUCUUACCGAUGAAGAGAAAGAGUUAGUCCACGCUAUUGCAGAAGGAAAUGUGCAGGAGGCUUCAAGAGUGCUGGGAUGCAAAGGUGUCCGAGUCAACUGUUUGGAUGAGCAUGGGAUGACUCCACUGAUGCAUGCAGCCUACAAAGGGAAAGAGGACAUGUGCAAGUUGUUACUACAACAUGGAGCUGAUGUAAACUGCAAUGAGCAUGAGUAUGGAUACACUGCCCUUAUGUUUGCAGGAUUUUCAGGUAAUAAAAACAUAACUUGGAUGAUGCUGGAGGCUGGAGCUGAGACAAAUGUAGUAAACUCUAUUGGACGGACAGCAGCACAGAUGGCUGCCUUUGUCGGUCAGCAUGACUGUGUGACCGUUAUCAACAAUUUCUUUCCCCGAGAAAGACUGGAUUAUUAUACAAAACCCCAAGGUCUUGAUAAAGAGGCCAAGCUUCCCCCCAAGCUUGCUGGACCCUUGCAUAAAAUCAUCAUGAUGACUAAUCUGCACCCUGUAAAGAUUGUGAUGAUGGUGAGAGAGAACGUUCUGCUGGCUGAUGUGGCUGCACUGGGGAAAUGCUAUAGAGUCCUGGACCUGAUCUGUGAGAAGUGCAUUAAACAGAGGGACAUGAAUGAGGUGCUUGCCAUGAAAAUGCACUACAUCAGCUUCAUUCUACAGAAGUGUAUUACUUUCCUAAAGGAACGUGAGGAUAAGCUUGAUGGCCUUAUUAAAAGUUUGUUAAAAGGAAGAGACACCGAUGGUUUUCCUUUGUACCAGGAGAAGCUGAUCCGAGAUUGCAUAAGGAAGUUUCCUUACUGUGAUGCCACCCUUCUGCAGCAGUUAGUAAGGAGCAUUGCCCCUGUGGAGAUUGGCAAUGAUCCCACCGCUCUCUCUGUGCUCACCCAAGCCAUUACCGGCCAGGUUGGUUUUAUCGAUGGCGAGUUUUGUACAGCCUGUGGUGAAAAGGGAGCUGAUAAAAGGUGUUCUGUCUGCAAAAUGGUGCUGUAUUGUGCCCAGGACUGUCAGAAGCAACACUGGUUCACACACAAAAAAGUCUGCAUGAAACUACGAAAUCAGAGAGAAAAACAUGAAGCUGAAGUUGCUAAACAGAAAGAAAAACAAGAAAAAACUAAACAAAACAAAGGUGAAUCUGAGGAAGCAAUAGAAGACACUUCAGUUCCUCAGGAAGAACCCAGUGAUGGCCAUAAUGUUGUAGAGAAAACACAAAGUGGAGAACCUGCAGCUUUGAGCAUUUCAGAGAGUGGAAUAAAUACAGCAGCUUCUGAAACUGAACAGGCCUCUGAAGAGUGACGUUGUCCUCACAGGCUUGGCCAAAGUCAAUUUCUGGUAAUAAAUAUAUGAACACUUAAUCUGUGCUCCGCAAAGUCACUUACCACCAGAGCAGGGAAGUACGUUACUAAUUAUUCUGCCCUGGAGUUCAUGAAUGGGAUUCCACUUGAAGAACUGCCCAGCACGUGGGUCAAACCACCAACUGGCUGAGCUUGGCAUCUAACCAUUUUAAGAUUUUUGCUGUUGCUCAAAUAUUGUGUCUGCAAAGUGUGUCAGUAACAUAUUUAUACCAGGCCAGAAUUUUGGGCUCUACUCACAAGAUCAAUGAUUAAAUAAGUCGCUGUAAACUUAUGACACAUGAGCUAAUGAAUGCCCAUACCAGAUUUCAUCGCAGUUCGAUGACCUUUACUAAAGCGAGAAAUGUGCAGGUGUGACCUAGCCUUACUAAUAUCUUGGUAUCCCUGAAUAGUUAUAGUCUGCUCUUCAAAUAUAGGCAUCAUAUUUUAAUAUGAAGACACCCCCCAGUGCAGUUGUACCCUAAAUGUUACCCAUUUACUAUCAAUGUAUAAUGAAUCACAUUGGAUGACAUACAAGUCUGGACCAAUCAGUAUCAUGAAAAAGUAUAUCGUCAUGACCUUUAUCCACCAUGUAAAAACACUAGAAAUAUGAAAUGGUCAAGUUCCUUCAUAUAUCUCCACAUUCUGGUACUCUCAAUAACUUGUGAUAAAGAAUGUUGUAACAAGGGGUCCCCGAGUGGCUCAUGUAGUUAAAGCGCUGCCACUGAGAGCGCAGGAUGAGUCACACAGCUUGGCGCCAGUUCACUUCUUCCGGGCUGUACAAAGAGACCGAACUUUGCUGGGGACUCCAAAGGGGGCGUCACAUUGGCUCUGAUGCUCCUGGGGUGGGAGGAUGGGAAACCAGCAGGGAUUGCUUCUCCUCAUUGCGUAACAGUGAACCCUACUGGCCAGACACCGAGCACGUUCAGAGUGGAUAACAAGCAGGGCUGAUCUCUGUUUUCUGGGAUCGGUAGCCCACCUACCUCUGCUCUGGAUUGCUUGGUGUAAUAGCUAUUCUGGCUUUAGGCUUGUGAGAUCGGAGGACGCCUGCACGCCCUCAGAACGUCUGUGUUGUGUAGGGACCCGCUGCGGUGAGCAGAAAAAACAUAAUUGGACAUUCCAAAUGGGGGGGGGGGGGGGGGGAAUAAAUACAAGUGAUAAUUGGUCAAAAAUGUUGUAACAUUAUUACAACUGAGUAAGUGGCUCUUUAGAUAUCUGGAAAAACGUAAGUGCAUAAAGACAGCUGGACAGUCAUCUCUAGAUGCAGAUUCUAGUAGUGCCUUGUUGAUUCCUGCAUCGGGUUGGGUAUCCGCGGGUUCGGGUCGGAAUGUGAACUUUUUGGCAGUUUGGGUGCGGGUCAGAAAAUGUCAUUUUCGGGUCUGAAUUUGAAUAGCCGUAAAAUGUUUUCGGUCCUUCUAGCGUACUCGUCUGUAACCCUUUCCAGAUUAUGUAUUAGAAGGUAAAUGCACUGGUAUUUCCUGCACUAAAGCAGGAGGCGAUUUAGGCGGGAGUCAGCUGACUAAGCAGUGUUCUCGGUUUGUUCAAAAGUGUGGAUUUCUUUUGGAAUCAUAGCGACUGAAAAUAAUAAACUUGUCAUUAUGUUUUUGUGUACGACAGCCACAAAACUGGUACAUCAUCUCUGUGAAAGCUCAGGUGUAGCUCCCUUUCAACUGGUGGCACGAAAGGAAUAGACAGGUAUUUUAUAGUAAAGUAAGCAGAGAUAGUUAAUAUGUUACAAUGUUAAGAUAUAUCCAGACCACUAGAGAAAGCUACCACUCUAUAGCUUAUUGUAUAAACUCAAUCUGGAGAAUGGUAGAGAUACCUGUAUGUGAAUGUGAGAGCGUACAAGAGUCGGUCAGCACAGGCAGUAGGUAAAGGACAAACACUUGCAGGUUUGGGUCGGGUUGCAAGUCCUAUUAUAGCGGAUUGGAUCAGGUUGCAGGUAAGAAAACGGUGUUGCAGCGGGUUACCGGUUCAGGUCGGAAGCAUGUCCAAAAAGUCCCACAGGACUCUUGUACUUUAUGCUAAAGUAUGACCAAAGUUCAACCACAAGCUGUUCUUCUGAUAAUGAAACUCAGUAUUUGAGCAACAUUUUGAAUCCUUGCAAAUACAGUACUAUAAAACAUUAGGGGACAACAAAAAGUGUUGGUGUACGAACAUCUAGUACACUUCUUACACGGAAGUACUACGCCUUAGGACUGUUUGUUAAAACAUUGUAUUUUAAACACUUUAGAUACAUGCAAAAACAACAAAAAAAACACAUACAAAAUAGGCUUCUUCAUUUCAUUAUUUGGUCUCCAAGCCAUACUGAUCAAUGUUACAAGAAACAACAUGUGUUGUGCUUUCUCCUGGUUGUUUUAUAAACCUUCAUGGAAGAUACAUUUCUUAACUUCAUUUUGAAACAUUAUUUAAACUACUGCAUAAUAUAAUUAAGUAAAAACAAGUCCACGAUAAAGCUAUGUUUUCACUAAGUGACCUUAAACGAGCGCAAAGUGUGUUUAUAAGUGAUACCAAUACAGUUUCACUUGUCACAAAAAUCAAUAAUAUUACCAAAUGUAUGUGUCUAUAUUAGAUUAGAAAUUUAAAUUUUGGAAUUGUUUGUUUUGAAAGUUUGUGCAUGAUUCAUGUCGUUUUAGAAUAUGAAAUAAAUAUUUGUUCCCAAAUAAAAUGGUGUUAGUUAAUAUUUGUGUUUGUACAUGUUGAGUGUAACUAUUACAAGAGUCGUACAUUAAUUACAAGUAAUAUACAGUGGUAUGGCAAGAGUUAACUUUCCAAUGUUUGAAUAAGGUCAGGUCUGUGGGGUAAGUCUGACUGUAACUGUAUUCUGUUGAACCAUUCAUAUUAAAAGUGUAAAUAAAGUGAGCUUUGUACUUGCACUUACCUUUUUAUUUUAAAGUUGAA
Acipenser ruthenus (sterlet) is the source of this 4399-nucleotide messenger RNA. Its product is annotated as ankyrin repeat and MYND domain-containing protein 2-like. The transcript has 10 exons. Bases 141 to 1463 code for a protein of 440 amino acids. NCBI's taxonomy places the organism in Eukaryota, Metazoa, Chordata, Actinopteri, Acipenseriformes, Acipenseridae. Gene Ontology annotation, molecular function: protein binding. The record is from RefSeq and is a predicted model, not a curated record.